This is a messenger RNA of Sebastes umbrosus (honeycomb rockfish), 1222 nucleotides long. Its product is annotated as probable phosphatase phospho1. Gene Ontology annotation, molecular function: phosphatase activity. NCBI's taxonomy places the organism in Eukaryota, Metazoa, Chordata, Actinopteri, Perciformes, Sebastidae. Bases 173 to 934 code for a protein of 253 amino acids. The transcript has 2 exons. The record is from RefSeq and is a predicted model, not a curated record.
CUGUCUGAUUUGACAGCAGGGCUUUAAAUGGGAAUACCCUCUGCGCUGCGCUGCUGUGGGAGUCUGCCGCGUCACUGGGAUGCGGUCUCCGGAGCCGGGCAUCUAGCCUCCCGUCCCGGUCAUAUGUCCACCACAGAGAGGGACCACUCACCAUUUCCUCCACACACCAAAGAUGACAGCUCCAUCAAACUUGGCGGCGCCACAGCAACAGCGCUUUUUGAUGUUGUUCGACUUUGACGAGACCAUCAUCAAUGAGAGCAGCGAUGAUGCUGUGGUGCGUGCUCUGCCGGGCCAACAGCUUCCCGACUGGCUGAGAAACAGCUACAGGGAGGGCCACUACAACGAGCACAUGCAGAAGAUCCUGGUUUAUAUGGCGGAGCAGGGCGUGUCUGAGGACUCCAUCCAAGCAGCGGUGGAGAAGAUCCCGCCCUCGCCCGGCCUCCUGAACCUCUUCCAGUAUCUGCAGAGCCAUCAGCAGGACUUUGAGCUGGUUGUGGUCUCCGACGCCAACGUGUACUUCAUCGAGACGUGGCUGGAGCGCGCCGGGGUGCGACACCUUUUCCGCAAGAUUUUCACAAACCCGGCCAGUUUUGACGCCACCGGCCGUCUCGUGCUGCUCCCUUUCCACUCCCACUCGUGCUCCUGUUGUCCUGACAACAUGUGCAAGCAGAAGAUCCUUCGGGAGUAUCUGGCGGGCCGACAAAAGGAGCAUGGUGGUGCUCCCUUUCAGAGGGUGUUCUAUAUCGGAGACGGGGCCAAUGAUAUCUGUCCUUCUCUGGCUCUGGGGCCGCGGGACACAGCCUUCCCCAGGAGGGACUUCCCCAUGCACAGGCUGCUGCAGUCCCAGGCAGCCACGUUCAAGGCCAACAUCGUUCCUUGGGUCAGCGGCGAGGACAUAGUGGAUUGCCUGAAGAAAAUAAUGGAGGAGAGAUGAGAUGCGUGUGUUUGUGUGUGUGAAAGGGAGAGUGAAUGAGGGGGGCAAAUAUAUAGCAAAGGUGCACCAAGCCCCAGUCCUGGUGAGCAGCAGGAUAUGCAUGAUUUUACCCCAGCAACACUUGGUACAACCUGUAAAGACUUAGCCAAAUAGUGGGAAUCUAUUUGAAUUAAAGGAAUAGUUUUUUGGAAUUUGCUUUCUUGUGGAGUCAGGAGAUACUCCUGAGAGAGUGCUAUCGGUCUUCUCAACCAACUCUCUGCAAAUAAAUGUAUUUUCCAAAAUGUCAAA